This is a messenger RNA of Entelurus aequoreus (snake pipefish), 1793 nucleotides long. It is a transcript of the gene gata5, whose product is annotated as GATA binding protein 5. Gene Ontology annotation, biological process: negative regulation of transcription by RNA polymerase II; positive regulation of transcription by RNA polymerase II; cell fate commitment. Bases 294 to 1472 code for a protein of 392 amino acids. The record is from RefSeq and is a predicted model, not a curated record. Gene Ontology annotation, cellular component: nucleus. Gene Ontology annotation, molecular function: RNA polymerase II cis-regulatory region sequence-specific DNA binding; zinc ion binding; DNA-binding transcription factor activity, RNA polymerase II-specific. NCBI's taxonomy places the organism in Eukaryota, Metazoa, Chordata, Actinopteri, Syngnathiformes, Syngnathidae. The transcript has 7 exons.
GGCUCCCGCGUUAUCUCCGAUAUCUGCGCAGGGAAGGCGAGGCGGGAGAGUGCGUGCGCGCGCACAUAGCGCGGCUUCAAACCUGGACUAUUUAUUUACCUAUCUAUUUUUUUUUUUAAAGGACUAAAAAGUUGUAUUUGCUCCGUUUUUGGAGGUUUUGGUUGCAGGACUUUCCUCGCGUGGAUCCGUCUGAGCCUCUUGUCAGGUGACUUUUGGAGUUGGUGUUUGCGUGUCUGCCUUAUCUGGAUGCAGGAGCGCCCUAAAAACCUGUUUUCAUCCACUCCAACUGAAAGAUGUACCAAAACCUCACCUUGUCUUCCAGCCAGUCCACUUACACACACGACACGGGGAAUUACAUGCCCCCCUCGGCCAACUCCCCGGUCUACGUGCCCACGGCGAGAGUCCCCGCCAUGCUGCCCUACCUGCAGACCUGCGAGCCGCCUCACCAGCCCCACGGCCUCGGUGCCCACCACCACCACCACCACCACCUCCACCACCUCCACCACGGCUGGGCGCAGGGCGCCGGCGGCAGCGACGCCGCGUCAUUCGCCGGCCCCGCCAGCCCUCACCCUCCGCACGGCUUCUCCUACUCUCACAGCCCGCCUUCCCCGCAGCAGCAGCCGCCGCCGACUCUGAGCGCCAGCGCGGGCCGAGACGCGGCCUACCAGGGCCCGCUUGUGCUCGGAAACGGCACCCGGGCCGCGGAGCAGCUCGGCGGCGCUCUGGUUCGCUCGAUGACCGGCGGGUCUUACGCCGGACCGUACGCCUACAUGAGCCCGGAGAUGGCGACCUCCUCCUGGACGCCAGGACCCUUCGAGAGCGGGGUGAUGAGCCUGCAAGGCCGCCAAGGAGGCAUGACUGCGCGGCUUUCCAGUCUGGACCUGGUGGAGGACAUGGCCGCCGAGGGCAGGGAGUGCGUCAACUGCGGCUCCAUCUCCACGCCGCUGUGGCGCCGUGAUGGUACUGGACACUACCUGUGCAACGCCUGCGGUCUCUACCACAAGAUGAACGGCAUCAACAGGCCGCUCAUCAAACCACAGAAAAGGCUGCAAACCACGUCCCGCCGAGCCGGCCUGUGCUGCACCAACUGUCACACCAGCACCACCACGCUGUGGAGGCGCAACGCUGAGGGAGAACCCGUGUGCAACGCCUGUGGCCUCUACAUGAAGCUGCACGGGGUGGCCCGGCCUCUGGCCAUGAAGAAAGAGAGUAUACAGACCAGGAAGCGCAAGCCCAAGAUGGCCAAGAACAAGUCGGCCACAGGGGCGUCGACCACCUCUGGCUGCAGCUCGCCCUCGUCGGAGCACACCUCCACCGUCAAGCGGGAACCCAGCCUGACCCUGUCGCCCUACCAGCCGUGCAGCCAGUUGAACGCCACGCCGCCGCACGUGGACAUCAAAUACGAGGACUACGUCUUCGCGCCAGCGUCCAUGGCCGCACAGAACUCCUGGUGCGCUCUUUCCCAGGCGUGACUUAGGGUCCUCCUCCUUGACGUAUGAGGGGCUCCCAGGGGACCACGCCGAGGAUUAAUUGGUUUGUUUUGUCGUCUCAUCGGCGACACGUGGAUGAUUAACUUUUAUGGACGCAUUAUUGAUGUUGCCAUAAGGGCCCUCAGCUUGUGCGGCGGCCAUGUUGGCGCGUGACCUCCACGCCAAGGUCAUGUGAGCAAGUGUUUCCGGCGAGAAGGAUUGUGAAAGUGCAAUGGCUCGUUUUUUUUUUUAAUGUAUAGUGAAAUAAUUGUGGUGUAAUUUUAUUGGCUGUCAAUGUUUGUUUUUAAGGAGGAAAAAGACGUU